Suillus subalutaceus is the source of this 904-nucleotide messenger RNA. RefSeq lists its product as uncharacterized. NCBI's taxonomy places the organism in Eukaryota, Fungi, Basidiomycota, Agaricomycetes, Boletales, Suillaceae. The transcript has 2 exons. The record is from RefSeq and is a predicted model, not a curated record. Bases 217 to 534 code for a protein of 105 amino acids.
AACGAAGCCCGUCAACUACGUUUCUAUCCUCAUGUCGUCCAGCAUGUAAUACUGUGGCAGACAUCACGCAUCACUCCACUCUCGACUCGCGUACAGGCUUGCUGUGCUUACCUUCAAGUUUUCGCAUGUUGAAUUAAACUGUCAACCACUCGGAUCCUCUCAUUCGCAAGGAACACCUGCAAAGUUGUUACUUACCGGGCUUCCGAUCUUACCGUGAUGUUACGGUCUCUAUUGAUAUUUCCACUCACUAAUUCCGCAUGCAUCAUGUCUUCUCGUUUACAUAAUAUCAAUGACACUUCCCUGCAACGUUUCCCCUGUAACAUGCUAAUAACGAUAACCCCAGCACUUCAAGACGACCUGCCUUGGAGGUGUUGCGCUGUCUUCUUGUCCCAGAUGUUAAACCCGCUUCAAAAUUUCAUAGCAACUAUAAUCAGAUCCAAUAUGUCCUUGAUCCUUCUUGAUCGCGUGUCAUAUUCGACGUCACUCGCCGUAUCAUUCGGUUCUUAUCUUGCCUCGUGCUUGGGAAGAAGAUAAUCUCGUCCAGACAAUCAAGUCUUCUCGGAUCCAUAUCAGUCCAUAUCAUGCACUGACCAGGCUCCUAUCCGACGGCCGAGGCAAGUCUUAUACUACGGACAAGUCGAGCGGCGUAGCCAUCAAAUAUCACGAUGGUCACUGUCAGAAGUCACUGUCAGAGCGACUCGUCACGAGUCUGAAGCCAAGGGUGAUCGAUCUCAGGUGAAUUUCACUGAUCCUGAGCAACCCUCAAAUUGUGUGCCUGCUGUCAGGUCAGUUUCCACGGGUGUAAAGAUUAUCUUGGAUCAAAUUUAUCUAUCUAUCGAUGAAGUUCCGUAAUGGACUAGAAAUUCUGGAAUGUAUCAAGCUUGGCAAUCAAUACCACUCUUAG